AUGGAAAAUGGUGAUGGCAGCGGGCGCACUGAUCACGACCGGCUGAGUAGCAAUGUCAAAGAUGUCGUGGAUCAGCGCGCCGCGCCAGAUCACAAGGGCAAGGCCAAGGCCAGCGGCAACCCCUCCGAUCCGCCGCGCAUGAACGACCUUCCCGACGAAAUAACCCACAUCACGCAAGGCUUUAUCCCGCUGUCAGCGUUCCUCACGCGGCUGGCGCAGGUUACGCAUAACUCGCUGCAGGAAAAGGUGGCGGAGCUGAGCAAGAUGCCGAUCCCGGCGUCCGCACUGAACGGCGGCGCGACCAACCUCACUUCGAGCGCGCCCGACGACACCUCGGCCGAGAACCUGCGCAAAAAGGCGACCUUACUACACUUUGCGCAAGACAUGCACGCAAAAUGGGUCAAGGCGCUCGUCAUCACGGAAUGGAGCCGCCGGGCGAACAUGGUCAGCAAGCUAAUUGACUUGAAAUUUCACAUGGACCAGCUGCGCGUCCACUACGACGUGUGCUUGGACAACAUGGUCAAUGUCAAGCGAGAUCUGACGUAUGCGCGCAUGCCCGCUCCUGAUCUCAAGACGGCAUUGCAAGUAUUAUCCACCGGAAGUGCUCCAUGGAUACCAGAUCAUCAAUAUAUAGAACCUCCCCCUCUGACGGCCGACGAGAAGCUGCGUUGGAUAAAAGACCUAAAUACGCGCUUGAGCCUACGACUCAACUUGCAAGAUUACGAUAAAAUACCACAUCAGUUUCGCAACUACGAAAUCGGGUCUGGCCGCGUCACAUUCAAGGUGCCCGACGAGUUCGAAGUGGAAUUGACGAUUGCCGACGAAGACACUGACAAGCAAUUCUGGUUCAUCGAUUUCCGAUACACCUUCAGACCUUCGGCCUUGUCUCUCUCCGAGGGGUUGCGAAACUACCUAGAAAAUUACGUCAACGACGCACUAGCGAGGAAUGGCCUAGCGGGCUGCUAUCAAUUUCUACAUGAGAUGGUGCUGACAGCCAAGAUUACCGAACUCAAGCGCCAGGCCCUGCGUUUGAGCAGAACGUCUUGGGACGGUACCCUAGUGGUCGAGCCGCUCAACCGUGCCUUGGCCAUUCAAUACUGGUCGUCGCGGUCAACAACUACCAAAAGCUGGGUGCUCAUUGCUAUUAACAGUGGAAAGAAGAACGGCAAAGUGGACGAAAAGUCACCUAGCUACCUGGUGGCAAAGUGGUAUAGAGACAAUAAGGAAGUCAAAGACGUUAAGCUAACUCUCGACGUCGGCACCCUCUCAGCUGAGUCUCUGCUCAAAGAAGUGAUUGGACGACAUAUUGGAUAUAUUUUGCAGAACAUCCGCGAUAAGCUGCUUGAGGCGCCACGUUUCAAGCAACAUGAGGCGGCCAUGAAUCUGCGCAUCUCGAAUACAAACCCCGGCGACUGCAUGCUCACAACGCAGGUCAGCCAUAACGCUACGACGACACUGCUGGUAGAACCGACGACAGGUAUAUUUGCCGUGAAGCCGCAGUCCAAAUUCUCGAUUCCGUAUGAACAUCAAUUAAACAGCGGCAAGAACUCUACCGACGACGGCGCGGCGUGUUUGGAGAAUGUACGCUGCGCCAUGAUGGAGGAUGAGCUACACCGCCGCGGCAACACGAUGGGCUGGCAGACUCAAAAAAUGCCUCUGUCUGUGGAAGAAGUAAAGUCUGUCACAAAAAUGCGCGAUUGGACUCGGACGAUCUGGAUGCGCAAACAGGGCUGGGGGGAAAGCUGGUAUAUGGCUAUCUUUCUUGGACUUGGCGGCGACGAGUGGUGGCUGCUGGAAGCAAACCGCAAUGAACCGGGUCGCACCGUCAAAUUUCAAGCCAGAUUGCCUUUAAGUAAGGGACACCCAGACUUUUCAACCGCUUUCUGGGGCAACUUGGCAAUAUUUGCUACUGGCAUGAUUGCGCAAGCAGUUGAUAUGCGCGAGCUGCAUCGUCUUCGCAUCAAGAGCAGGACAAAUGACAGCAUCAAUCUUGCGCUACCACAACAAUUACAGCUGCCCUCCAUCCAAGUCGCCCUAUCAGCCAUGUUUCCGAGCAUUGUCCACAAUGGUGGCUCCAAAUCCGAGUACCGCCAGCCAUGGGCGAACGAUGUUGUCACUAUCCGAUUCACGGGUAUUGAAUCAACCGAUGACAGCCUGAUGUGCCUGUCAGAAGCUGUCCUUCGCGUGCGCAAGCCGUCCAAGUUUGCCGCGCUCAAGGGGACCGUUGACGGGAACCUGCUUUAUAAUGCAAAACUGGGCGAGUUUUGCCUCCGCGUGCAACAUGCCGUAGGUGAACCUGUCCUGGCGCUCCUCAAGUCUCGAAUCAAGGCUAUUGACCGGUUCGUCAACUUUCUGGAAGCGAUGGACAAGUCGAAAGGAUCGAUUGUGGGCGAGCUGGUGACGCUAAAGGAGAUACGUUUCUUAUACUACCAAGCCGGUAGCAUUGACAGCGAAAGCAAGCAGCAGUGGCGCAUCACACUGGAUCUGUCCAAGGAUGACAUCGCCAUUAAGAUUGAGCGCGGCAACCCGCACCUGCGCGUGGUCGACCUCAUGCAGCAGCUCGUCAACAGUGACGGAGGCAUAGGGGCCCUUAUGAGGUGGCUCCCCGCGUCACUGCGGGCGCUCGAGGCUGUAAGCAGCAUCGAGACCCGCUGGGAGGAUAUGCAGAUCAAACGACUUGGCCGGGUCGACUUUGCCAUGAAGACACUGUCGUGGCUGAGCUUACAGUACACCAUGACCGUUGCUGGCCCGUCGCCCACGAAGCGUGUCAUCCUGCUGCAGGUGCGCACACAGACCCGUCGGGGCGAGGCCUGGUGGCAUGUCUGGCGCUCCCACGACGGCAUCGCGCCCUCUGAAAGCGACGAUGACGAUGCCUACGCUGCAGCGCUCAGAAGCGUGUGGAACGGGCGCGGCCCAGGAUGGAUUGGCCUGUCGACGGGCGCGGCAGCGCGAUGCGAGAGCGGCGUGGUUGGCAUGCUACUUGCGGUGGAUGACGCGGUGCGUUCCGUUGUUGUCGACGACUCGUCCACGGCGGUGCCGACACAAUCUUCGACAAACCCGUCGUUUACGCAACGCACGUCACAGAGCCUAAACAGUGGCAAGGACGUGGUAGUUUUGGAAUAA
This is a messenger RNA of Beauveria bassiana ARSEF 2860, 3123 nucleotides long. RefSeq names its product mediator complex subunit MED14. Gene Ontology annotation, biological process: regulation of transcription by RNA polymerase II. Gene Ontology annotation, molecular function: transcription coregulator activity. The transcript is spliced from 2 exons. Gene Ontology annotation, cellular component: mediator complex; core mediator complex. Lineage: Eukaryota; Fungi; Ascomycota; Sordariomycetes; Hypocreales; Cordycipitaceae. The record is from RefSeq and is a predicted model, not a curated record. Bases 1 to 3123 code for a protein of 1040 amino acids.